Molecule: messenger RNA, 1892 nt
Organism: Cucurbita maxima (winter squash)
Lineage: Eukaryota; Viridiplantae; Streptophyta; Magnoliopsida; Cucurbitales; Cucurbitaceae
Product: protein CLT1, chloroplastic
Exons: 10
Coding region: 1-1389 (462 amino acids)
Source: RefSeq, a predicted model, not a curated record
AUGACCUCAUGGACCCGCCGGUUUUCCGCCGGCGCCGACUCAUUCGGCGUUUCUUUUCGAUUACGGCAACAACCGCGAAGCUUGGCUGAGGUUUCUCACCUCAGCAUUUACAGGUACGCUGGUUUACGAUCUGGUUGCGGAUGUGUAGUUCUACGGGCGCCGAAGCACCGGCGGCUACAGGCGGCGGAGCCGUCGGCAGCGUGGGAUCGAUCGGAGAGUGGAGAGGAGGAUAGGGUGAAGCCUUGUUCGUACGCAGUGGGAGGGCAGAGGGUGGAGGAUUUGGCGGAGGGGAAUAGCGGUGAGAUCUUGGAGAAAAUUAGGGCGGAGAAAUUGAGGAGAAGUAAUCGAACGGUGGAGAUUGUGAUUGCAGCCGUGUUAACGGUGAUUUUCGGUGUGGCCAAUCGGGUGCUGUACAAGCUUGCUUUGAUUCCCCUGAAGCACUAUCCGUUCUUCCUCGCACAGCUCGCCACUUUCGGAUAUGUAAUUGUAUACUUCUCCAUAUUGUAUAUGCGCUAUCACGCUGGCAUUGUUACGGAUGAGAUGCUUUCAAUGCCGAAGGCCCCAUAUCUUGUUGCUGGCCUCUUGGAAGCUCUUGGCGCUGCGACAGGGAUGGCAGCUACAGCCAUUCUUUCUGGUGCAUCAACGCCAAUUUUGUCUCAGACUUUUCUUGUGUGGCAGAUUCUCCUGUCAAUUAUUUUUCUUGGGCGGAGGUACAAGACUAAUCAACUUUUUGGGUGCUUUCUUGUUUCCAUUGGUGUAGUCAUCACCGUGGCGAGUGGUUCCAACGCUGGAAAUUCCCUGAAGGAUGCCGGUAUAUUUUGGAGCAUUUUGAUGAUAAUCUCAUUCUUGUUCCAAGCAGCUGAUACUGUUUUGAAGGAAAUCAUCUUCUUGAAUGCUUCCCGUCAAUUGAAGGGCAGGACGAUGGACUUAUUUGUCGUAAAUUCCUUUGGAUCUGCUUUCCAGUCAAUUUUCGUAGUGGCUCUCCUACCAUUCCUGUCGAAGUUAUGGGGCAUUCCAUUUAGUCAACUGCCAAGUUAUCUUAGAGAUGGCACGGCCUGUUUUCUGAAUUAUGGUACUUUAAGUGGAUGUGAUGGUGCACCACUGCUACCUCUUCUUUUUAUUCUUGUAAAUAUAGGGUUUAACAUUUCAUUGUUGCAUCUCCUCAAGAUCUCAUCCGCUGUGGUUUCUUCUUUGGCAUCCACUUUUUCAGUGCCAAUAGCAGUCUAUAUGUUCACCUUGCCUCUCCCAUACAUCGGCGUCGCUUCUGCUCUUCCGAAGGGGUUCGUAGCUGGAGCUGUCAUUCUCGUUCUGGGCUUGCUCAUCUAUGCUUGGACACCAUCAGGAUCAUCAAAUCCGAACAAUGCUGCCUCCCACGCACCAAUCACUUAAAAUUGAAGCAAAAUAUCAGCUUAUGCACCGUUGCCACGAAGAUGCGCAGUGGAGCUCAUAUGUGCUACAAGUAAGAAUACCGAUUUUAGUGAGCAAGAACAACUCGUUCUUCCUGUUCUCUUUCAUUCUUCCAAUAAAAGGUCCAGUCUGCAUUGGUUAAGCUCCAUGGCUUAACCACUCGAGCAUUGGGUGCAGAUUUCCUUGAAGUAGAGGGUCAUUUGUAAGUUCAUUAGCUUAGCAUCAUUGAACAGAAAAUUUGAUAGGCAUACAAUUAGUGAGCUGGUGAUUUCUGAAGCGCAAGCAGUUUAAGGAUAAUAGACCUUAGAGCUGCUGCGGUGUAGGCACCACAAUUUUCCAUUUGUGUAGUGGCCUGAGGUUGGGAAAUGGGGGCCUUAAAAACUUGUGUAAAGUAAGUCGUUUUGUAAUACUAAAUCAGUGUUUUAUACGUGAAUUUCUUGUAGCUGUUAGUUUGUUCCAUUCAAUCUCCGAACACUUUCGAUUCA